Molecule: messenger RNA, 888 nt
Organism: Tarenaya hassleriana
Lineage: Eukaryota; Viridiplantae; Streptophyta; Magnoliopsida; Brassicales; Cleomaceae
Product: germin-like protein subfamily 3 member 1
Exons: 1
Coding region: 43-669 (208 amino acids)
Cellular component (GO): cell wall
Molecular function (GO): manganese ion binding
Source: RefSeq, a predicted model, not a curated record
CCCUUGAGAAUUUUAAAGAGAAACCAAUCGAGAGAGAUCAAAAUGCUUCGUGUUAUCUUCCUCUUGUCUUUCCUCUUAACUCUCUCCAAUGCCGCUGUUCAAGAUUUCUGCGUCGCUAACCUGAAACACGCAGAUACUCCCUCGGGUUACCCUUGCAUUCGCCCCAUUAACGUGAAAGCCACGGACUUUGUGUUUACCGGGUUAUCCACUCCUGGAAACACUUCCUCCAUCAUAAAUGCAGCGGUCACUCCUGCAUUUGUGGCUCAGUUCCCUGGAGUUAACGGGCUCGGCCUCUCCAUUGCCCGGCUUGACCUUGCUCCUAAAGGUGUCAUCCCAAUGCACACUCACCCUGGUGCCUCCGAGAUUCUCUAUGUCCUUGAUGGCUGCAUUACCGCAGGGUUCGUGUCCUCAUCCAACGCUGUCUACGUUCAGACGCUUAAAGCGGGUCAGGUGAUGGUUUUCCCACAGGGCUUGCUUCAUUUCCAGACGAAUGCUGGUGCUUCCACUGCUGCAGCCAUUGUCAGCUUCAGCAGCCCUAACCCGGGUCUUCAGAUUCUCGAUUUCGCGUUGUUUGCCAACGGUCUCCCCACCGAGCUUGUUGCUGCUACUACCUUCCUUGAUGCUGCUCAGAUCAAGAAGCUCAAGGGUGUUCUUGGAGGAACUGGUUAAAACUUGGGUUUCAUUGGUUUCUUCCACUCAGAUCGUUUGUCCUGUUUUUCUUUUAUGGUCUUUCCCUUUGUGCUUCUUCGUCCUUUUUGUGUUUUGUUCAAACCCUGCGAACAUCAUGUAAUGUGUUUUGAGUUUGUCAGUUCCCAUCCUCGUGGAUUCCACUGUUCUGUUUCAGUCGUUAUGGAAUUCUCUUCAAUUGGUUCAAAAAUUCCAAGUUUA